AUGAGGGAGGUUGUGAGUAGGCUUUCUACAGAACCAUCGGAAGUUGAAUUGAAGAAGCUUCUCCAUAUUGGAGGAUUGACUAACGAAGCGGCGUCUUUAGUUAUCGCCGAAUGCUAUAGCAAGCUCUACAGGAUGGACAUGAAGACAGCCUCCAAUUUCAAAAAGAUGACGAAGUUCAUCUUAGAAACGGAGGACAUCAUUCAUGCCAACGCAGUUUACGCGUUUAUAAUGUGGAAAGGCAAUCUAAGCGUUAAUCGCGAGUUUGAAGCCAAAAUAGCCAUGUUAGGAUGGCAACAUAACAACAUGUCUUCGAGACAACUCUUCCAAGCGCUAACUACGAUCCAUUCUACAUAUAAAACCUGA
Messenger RNA from Saccharomycopsis crataegensis, 363 nucleotides. RefSeq lists its product as uncharacterized. The record is from RefSeq and is a predicted model, not a curated record. The transcript has a single exon. Bases 1 to 363 code for a protein of 120 amino acids. NCBI's taxonomy places the organism in Eukaryota, Fungi, Ascomycota, Saccharomycetes, Ascoideales, Saccharomycopsidaceae.